This is a messenger RNA of Paecilomyces variotii, 316 nucleotides long. RefSeq lists its product as hypothetical. The record is from RefSeq and is a predicted model, not a curated record. The coding region runs from base 10 to 246 and encodes 78 amino acids. The transcript has a single exon. Lineage: Eukaryota; Fungi; Ascomycota; Eurotiomycetes; Eurotiales; Thermoascaceae.
GCCUUGUCAAUGAAUGUCAUGAUCGUCGUCGAAUCUCCCGCGCGGGUGAUUUUCUUUUUUCUCUUUUCUUUUUCUUCCCGAUUGGGAUUUGGGGUUUUGAUUGUGUUUGAUUGUGGGUUUGAGUGUUGUAGACUUUAUUUAUUUAGGUGGAGCGUAGAUGCAGACUUUCUUUUUAUCUUUUUAUCUUUUUUUUUUAUCUUUUUUUUUCUGUUCUUUUCCAAGGAAGUGGGAAUAAUGGAUUACUGAAGUAUAUUGAGCCGUGCCACGAGUUUUUUUCAAACUUUUCAAAUACCUUCUCUGGAUAAUAGUAAAAGUC